Messenger RNA from Sus scrofa (pig), 1090 nucleotides. NCBI's taxonomy places the organism in Eukaryota, Metazoa, Chordata, Mammalia, Artiodactyla, Suidae. The record is from RefSeq and is a predicted model, not a curated record.
AGAGGAAACGGAAGUGGUGGAGACCCCGGGCGGAAGCAGGAAGCGGCGGAGCCGGACCACGCCCGCGGCGGUUCGGGCCUCGAAGCCAUGGCGGAGAAGUUUGACCACCUGGAGGAGCACCUGGAGAAGUUCGUGGAGAACAUCCGGCAGCUUGGCAUCAUCGUCAGCGACUUCCAGCCCAGUAGCCAGGCCGGGCUCAACCAAAAGCUGAAUUUUAUUGUCACUGGCUUACAGGACAUUGAUAAGUGCAGGCAGCAGCUUCACGAUAUUACUGUGCCUUUAGAAGUAUUUGAAUACAUAGAUCAAGGUCGAAACCCCCAGCUCUACACCAAAGAGUGCCUGGAGAGGGCUCUGGCGAAAAAUGAGCAAGUUAAAGGCAAGAUCGACACCAUGAAGGAUCCAGGAGCCGUGGUGCUUGGAGAAGACAGGUUUCCAGGUGCCCCGAAAGCUUUGAUCGAGCUGUUUGCACACAAAAUUUAAAAGCCUGUUGAUUCAGGAACUUUCUAAAGUAUUUCCCGAAGACAUGGCGAAGUACCGGAGCAUCCGAGGGGAGGACCAGCCCCCUUCCUAACUCCGUCCUCCCUCUGUCUGGAGACCCUCCUCGUCCUGCACGAAUGGCCGUGACCUUCAGGCAGCGUGGGACCCAGCGGCGCUGAUGCCGUCUCCUGGCCAUCCUCCUGCCGCCUCGUCCUCAGCGGUGGCCUCUGGGGACGGCAGGGCCUAGAGGGCAUCUGGGGCUGUGCCACCAGCUGCCACCAGCUGCCCCCUCUCCCCGAUGUGCUCUGUUUGGUCCUCAAGCUCUCAGCCAGCUGGCGCUCGCACACCUUUGCGUGCUCCGUGUACGGCCCCCCACAGGCAGGUAGUCUUGAUGCUCGGAAUGACAGAGGUAGAUUGAAAGUUCCUACAAAUCCUGUGCCAUAGUUUUCUUUUUCUGUACGCUUUCUGUUCCUUUGUUAGGAUGUCCAAGCUAAAAAAAAGCAUUGGUUUAAAAUGAGAAGCACCUUAAACUGGUUUUGUGUUUUCUCUUUGCAAGGAGAGCGAGUGUGCUCCCGGCGCUCUGGUCAUAAAAUAAAGCCUCUGAGAACUUGGA